Molecule: messenger RNA, 3280 nt
Organism: Styela clava
Lineage: Eukaryota; Metazoa; Chordata; Ascidiacea; Stolidobranchia; Styelidae
Source: RefSeq, a predicted model, not a curated record
AAGUAAGCUAUGGUAGAAAGCGACAUAAACGGUAAUUUGGAUCUGAAGAGCAACCUAAACAGAAAACUUUGAUAGAAAUAUUUACUCGUGCAAUAAAGAAUAAAUUUGUUAAACCACAGCAAGUAUCUCAAAUUCAGAUUAUAUAUUACACUUUUUUAUCGUGAAGGCGCAUGAAAACACCAGCCCCAUAUCCCACUGAGAAAGUGAUAUCAUUCUAGUUGAUUUCGUAUAGAUGAAGCAAGAGAAGCUACUUUAAAACAACGCAAAAUAAACAGCACUAUCGGUUGAACUCAAGUUAAUUAGCAGCAAGAUUAUCCAAAUAUUCAUUAUUAAUAUGAUACAAUCAAUAUAUAUAUAAAUUUAAAACAAUUGAUAUCGCAUAUAAUAGAUUGCUAGUUCAGAUUGUUUAAGAAUGUUGAAAUUAAGCGUCAUUCUAUGUUUGGUUGUGAUUACUCCGAAUCCCUCACAAGCGCUACGGAAAUGUUGGCAUUGUCUGAAUGCAAAAAGUCAAUCAGAAUGCAUAGCCAAAGGUCGUUUGGAAGUAUGCUUAGUGAAUGAGCAUUUUUGUCAAAACACUAUAAGAGCAAUUGGAGGAGGCAUCUAUUACGAAGUCACCAAACGUUGCAAACAAACUGUAGGAUGUGAUAACAACCAACGACAGAACAUAUCUGGAACUUAUCCAUUCCAAUGUGAUACUGAAUUGCCUCACUCCGUAUGCAGAUGCUGUUGUGGUUUCGACAACUGUAAUGGUCCCGGCAUUGAUUGCAUGCAAAAAAAACCAGAAUGUGAGGAACCUGAAGAACCAAUAAAUGGUGAUGUAUUUUGUCCAAGUUAUCCGUUGGUUUCUGGGACCACAUGCUACUACAGAUGCAAGCCAGGAUUCCAGCUUGAAGGUAGCACUUCAACAACUUGUGAAGUUGCAACGACGGUAGCGGCGUGGUCUAAUGGGCCACCAUCAUGUGUAGUCAGGCCCUGUAGACCGCUCAUUGCACCGGAGUCCGGAAGCUUCGAUUGCAGCGAUGAAUGGGAUAUUGGAAGUGAAUGUGAAUUCGAAUGCGAACAAGGAAGGGUUCUCGUAGGGCGAAAACUUCUUAAAUGCUCACAUUUGUCGAUAUGGGAUCACAAGGAACCAACGUGUGAGCUUGUUACUUGCUUUCCUCCAAGGCCUCUCGAUCCAAACCUGCUCCCCGCUGAACCUAGCUGUACAGACCGGUAUAAUUAUGAAAGUGUUUGCAAUUUCUCUUGUCACCCUGACUACGAUCUCAUUGGAGCAGACCAAUUGAUCUGUGGACCACCAAUUGGGUCCAACAAUAAGGCUAGUUGGGAUAAUCAAACUCCAAGGUGUCAAAUCAAGAAAUGUCUUCCCAACUAUCCUGGAUGUUCGGAAAAGGUAGUUGGAGACGAAUGUUCAUUCAGUUGUGAAGAAUGUAACAGAUUAGAAGGAAAUGGCAAUAUCACUUGCACCAGAGAUGGAUGGACUGGAGUUCCAGGAACUUGCGUGCUAAUCACCUGUAACUCAAGACCAAGCGCACCAGAAAAUGGAUUCAUCGAAUGUAGUGAAAUUAAUAACAAUUGCGGAAACGACUGCGAUAUUUCAUGUUUUAGUGGUUUCAAAUUAGUCGGAUCCAGCAAUAUUGUUUGUCAGGAGAAUGGAGAAUGGAGUGGUGGCACUAUCCCAGCGGUGUGCGAACCUGACGAAUGUGACCCCAUCAAUGUUCCGGGUAUCAUAGCCACCUGUCCCAACGGCAGAACCGUUGGAGAUUCUUGUACUCUUCGCUGCGCUGGUGCCAAUAAAGAAUUUAUUGGAACACAAACUGUCACUUGUGAGAAACAGCUUGCUGGCAAACCAGACUGGGGACCGAAUCUUAAUCAGUAUUGUCGAGAUAUUCUCUGUUCGAACUUUCCUCGUCUGAAUGAGCGGCCACGCUCAGACGUAGGAUCACUAACGUGUAAUCCUCUUGCAAAUCGAGUAGAAAGUGACAGGGACGGACGAGAAGGAUGGAAAGUUACUACACAGUGCGAAAUAAGUUGUAACGAUAACUAUCAGGCACGCCAACUGGUGAAUUCAAGCACGUGUAACGAUGAAGGCCGCUGGACAGUCGGUCAAUUAUGUUGCGUGGAAUGUGUACAAAACACUGCGCUCGACGUUGUUGUUCUUAUGGAUAAGACUGAAAUUACGUCAAGCAAUGGAGAAAAUUUAUGGAACAUAAGGAUGGAUUUCUUAGCCAAUUUUCUUGAUUUCAUCGUUUUUGAAUACGGAUUUAAUUUGAAUAUAACGUUUGUUCCUUAUUCAAAUGAUGUCGACUUAGCCAACUCCAUUGAUUUCAUGACCAUUGACGACUUCGACUUUCCAGUUGAUGACGCAUUAAGGGAACGUUUGAAAGAUAUUCCGGUUGGGCCAUCAACAGAUUCUUCAAAUGCCGGUUUGGCGAUGAAGUAUGUUGCAGAUGAGAUUUUUGGAUUUCAUAACUUCCGUGUUCCAAUGAUAUUUCUUCUCACGACCAGACCACCAAGCGACCUAUCUCUUGCUAGAUCCGUGAGCCGGGACUUACAAGACAGAAAUAUCCACGUGAGAAUUUUUCCAAUCGUAGACUCAUUCAAAUCAGAUCCAGGAAUAAAUGAGAGAGUUUUUGAGUCUUUGACUGAGAAUCCGAAAUACGUGAUUGACGCUGAAGGAUCCAUUGAUACAGAAACCAAUUUUUAUAUUAGUGCUUCGGAAGAGUUGAUUACGGUUACAAUCAAACUGUGCAACGAAAGAGCACAGGCUCUACAACCUUGCCUUUUCCAGAGACUCUAGUUUAUGUUAACUGCAGUUCAAAUCUGAUGCGAGGACGUUACAUAAUAUUAUAUACUUUCUAUAAUCCGUGGUAAUCGUAUAAUUUUAAUACAUUUACAGUCAGCAAUUUAUUAGAGCCUAAAAUUUAUCAUAAACAUUCUUUUCAUCUGUUAGAAUAUGGAAGUAUUGGGCUAUCUACUCACCUUUAUCACUUAUAUUUUUUGUCAUUUGGGAUAUUUUUUGGUGAUCUGGGUUGUUUUCUUUUUCGAAUCUGGCUGUUGAAAUGUUAAAAUAAAACAGUAAUGAUCAAUAGCUAAAACCUUGAACAUUUGUAAAUUAAUUCAAAUCUGAAGACAUUUGUUAAAAUUUAACUUGAGAUUUCAAAUUGACUAAUCAAAUAUUGAAAACGUUGAAUACUCUGUGGUGUAAUUCAAAUUUAUAGUAAAGUUUAGUUGGUGUUAUGCAUUAAAAUACAUGAACAUGCUAAGUUCUCUUAACAUCUGA